AUGGCAACGGGGACAGUGGAGUGGGUACCCGAUGACCAGGUCAGCGAAUGCCCACUCUGCACGCGACGCUUUAGCACGACCAAGCGGAAGCACCACUGUCGCGCAUGCGGCCGCGUGGUCUGUGGCAGCUGCAGCAGCAAUCAGAUCUAUUUGCCGAGUCAUCGUAAAGAGGAGCGGGUGUGCGAUCGAUGCUUCGAUCUACUGCAGCACGACAAGGGAGUGCCGAUGAAUGAAUCGUUUCUUGAGAACAAGCAGCUGGAGACCUCGCUGAAGAGUGACCUCCGCGAGAAGCAACUACAAGAAGAGUGGUUCCGAGGCUUUCUCCUCAAGGUGCGGGGCGAUGCCGGGGAUGCCAGCGGCUCUGAGCAGGGACCAUCUUCUGAGGCAGAGCAGAGGGCGCUCCUCGCCGGCGCCCGAAAUCGCUGGACGCAGGCGUGUGCGAGAGCCGGCAAGCAGAAGGCUGAGACGGAGGCGCUGCAGACUCGCGUGGAGGCGCUAGAUCGCGAGUGUGCCGAGAAGCAGGAGGCCAUCGCGAAGCUCACCCGCAGCAUCAAGACUAUGGAGUCGACGCUGGCGCUUGCCAAUUGGGUGUCUAUGAGCACAUCCCUUUCAGCUUCGCGCUGGAUCCGGCAAGCUUCCAAGAAGAAGGCUCUUUCAAUCUCUCCAAUGAGCGGCGUGAUUGGGCCGGACUCGUCCGUCACCCUCUCGGUGAACUUCAAGCCGCUGGAGGAGCGGCCCUUCAACUUCAACGUAGCUUGCAACAUCAAGCGCAAGAAGGAGCCAGUAAUUCUCAACGUCAAGGGCCUCGGCUACAAGAUCCAUGCCUCGCUGGCCAUCGAGGAGCCAGCGGGUCGACGCCUUAUCAACUCGGGUCUCAUGGAGACGCUGGACAUGGGAAUGCUCCAGGUGCACGAGCGGCGCGUGGUCACGCUGUACCUCAGGAACGACAGCAAGAGGAACUUCAACUACCGCGUGCAGAUGCUCGUGGGCGCGAACCGGAAGCCGAAGCUCAUCGGCAACGUCGAGAAGCCGCCGUACAUCGCGCUGUCGAAUCCACAAGGUGUCGCACAGCACCACGAGGAGACUCCCAUCGAGCUCACCUAUGCUCCUCGGGAUGCCCACAUGCUGGAUGGAAGUAUCCUCCAGAUUGCCAUCCCGGCCGGACCGGUGGAGGAGACUUUCUCCAUUGCCCUCACCGGUGGAGCCAAGCGCUCACGCGUCGAGUUCUCGUUCCUCAGCCACGACUUCGGUCCAUGCUUCAUUGCGCGAGGAGGUGCAACUAUGGCCGGAGAGCCUUUCGCGCCUUCGGAGGACCUGAGGUACGAGCGAAUGGAACUGGUUGCCACAAAUCGCGACGACAGCGAUUGCUUGAUCUCCACGACGUUCACGAGGGAGCCAUGGCUGGAUGUUCAGCUGAACGCCGCCAUGAUCGAAGCCGGUGGAACCUUGCGUAUCCCCAUCGUCUUCUCUCCAAGAGAGGUCUGCGAGUACAUGCAGCGCAUUGAGUUUGUCGUCAACGACUACACCCGAAUGCACGUGGACAUUCGUGGCCGUGGCUGUCCGCUGAAGUUGGAGCUCACCGACACUGAUAUGCAGAACAUCGACUUCGGUGUGACGAAAGGCAACGAGCCCGUCGCCCGGCAAGUGCGCCUCGUGAACCGGUCCCCUCGGCCGGUGACCUUCGAGCUGAGCGACGAGAAGGGAGAGCUGGCGCAGCAUGCAGUUAGCUGGACGCCAGCACACCCCGUGACCUUGCGGCCGCGGCAGACAGCUGAUGUUGAGCUCCGGUUCAAUCCCACGUACCGCAUCGCACCCUUUCGGCUGCCUUUGCUGGCCAAGUGCGAGCAUGGCGUCGAGGUCCGACUGCUCCACAUGUCUGGCACAUGCCACGCUAUCGAGAUGCGUCUCAGCGAGCAUUCCGUCUUCUUCGGCGAUGUCGUGGUCGGCUCGCAGGCGACAAAGCCGGUUCGGCUUCACAACUUUGGCGACUUGGGAGCAAAGUUCCGCUUCGAGAUCGGCGCCAAGUAUUCCAAGAUCUUCUCCAUCACGCCAUCGGAGGGCUUUGUACGUCCCCAGGAAGACAUUCCGCUCACCGUGGCCUUUCAUCCGACGCAUGAUCGGAUUCAGGAAUUCAAGCGAGGAGAUAAGACGAGGCGUGGGAAGUCGGACAGCAAGGAUCUUGGCAUCACGGCGCGGGACAUCCGCUGCAUCCUGGAAGGCCACGCGCCUUUGACCCUGGAGGCCAGUGGCAAAUGCGUGUCCCAGCCCGGCGAGACUAAGCUCCUAGAGUUCACCGCUCAAGUCCGCACGAAGACGCAGAACAGCUUCAUCGUCUCGAACCCGACCGAGACGGACUGGAAGUUGUACCCUCAGGUGGUCACGCAAGAGCCGGCUGGCACCAGCUACUUCAGCUGCGAGAAGGAGAUCGUCGUGCCGGCCAAGAAGGAUGCUAGCGUGCAGGUGUACUACAUGCCCUUGACCAUGACGUCAGCUGCAGACACAAGCCCAAUGAGCGGCAAGCAGCGUGCAGAGAAGCACAAGGGCAGCAUCUUCGUCGGGACACCCGACGGCAAUGCCGUGUGCUAUGAGCUCGAGGGCGAAGCCAACGCUCCCGAGGUUGGGUCGCGCAUCGAGGCACGUGUGCCCUGCAAGAAGAAGCACACUCAGGCGGUGCCCGUGAAAAACUGGCUCCACGAGAGGCAGCGGUUCAAUGUCACCACAGAACUCCUCGAGCCGGCUCCCGACACCCCACAGGGACAGGGCAUCAGCCUCCAGGGCGUUGGUACCUUGGACCUGCCUCCAGGCUUGGAGCGAGAGUACCGCUUCAGUGUCUAUGCGUAUCAUGAAGGCACUGCCUUGGUGCGCAUCAACCUACGGAGCCAGGACACAGGUGAGUUCAUGAAUAUCGAAGUGAAGCUCGAGUUCUAUGCCGCCGAGUCCCUGGCGACCAUCAAACUCGAGGCAGCUUGCCGACAAGUCGUCCGGCACAAGAUCGCGGUUGCAAACCCACUGAUGCAGCCUGCCAGGUUCACAGGCACUGCGUCCGAACAUUUCUUCCGCUUCCAUCCAGAGACGCUCGAGGUGCCGCCGCGGAGCGAAAAGACGAUGGAGUUGAUCUUCAGGCCGCUUGAGGAAGGCGACGGUGAAGCAGAGGUUAUGCUGAAGAGUGAGCAGCUGGGAACCUACCCCUACACUGUGAACUGGCGAUCGACCCCAGCAGGACUGGAGCGUGCCCUGGUUCUCAAAGCUCCGUUGGGAGGCUCUGUCGUCGAGAGCUUCAAGUUCCUUCACUACGCGAAGGGAGCUGUCAAGUACAGUGCCAAAGUCGAGGCAGCACCAGGGCAGAAGGGGCCGUCGAUGGACUUCUGCCUGGAAUCUGCUGAGGUCACCGCUCCGGCCGUGACGAGCGAAGCCCAGCCGGUGGAACUCGGAGUCCGUUUCCAGCCCUCGAUGCUUGGGGAGUGCCGUGCGAUGCUGGUCAUCACUGGAGCUGGGGGCGGGGAGUACAAAGCUUUACUCACCGGCUUCGCGCAGCCGCCGCAGCCGCAG
Symbiodinium sp. CCMP2456 is the source of this 3549-nucleotide messenger RNA. NCBI's taxonomy places the organism in Eukaryota, Dinophyceae, Suessiales, Symbiodiniaceae. The record is from the annotation of a GenBank genome assembly.